Messenger RNA from Apis laboriosa (Himalayan honeybee), 2547 nucleotides. Its product is annotated as zinc finger protein 853-like. Gene Ontology annotation, biological process: negative regulation of transcription by RNA polymerase II. The coding region runs from base 15 to 2288 and encodes 757 amino acids. Lineage: Eukaryota; Metazoa; Arthropoda; Insecta; Hymenoptera; Apidae. The transcript is spliced from 3 exons. The record is from RefSeq and is a predicted model, not a curated record. Gene Ontology annotation, molecular function: DNA-binding transcription repressor activity, RNA polymerase II-specific.
AAAAAGCAGUGUAAAUGGCGCUCUCCGCACAGAACCAGUCGACGUCGUACGUGAACUUAUAUUACUCGAUCGUCCAGCGUGCGGCGACACGCUACUUUAAGGAAUAUUACAACUCCGAUACUGGCGCGCCCUACGUAUUAUACAAGGACAACAUGGAGAGACCCCAGGGGCAAUGGGGCCCCGGGCCGGGAUCUCUCCAGGACGGGGGACUGUACCCGCAGCAACAGCAACAACAGCAACAGCAGGGCUCCUCCUCGUCCGGCAGCCCACAGCAGGCCUGUGGUCCCCCUGUCGAGGGAGAAAGCGGUCCCCCGCCUUCGUUGGCCUCUCCCGUGCCCUCACCGUACCCCUCGGCACCGCCUGAGCCUCAAGCCUUAACCCCACCCGACGACGAUAUACAAUCGAAUCAAGCCACCUCUCAACAGCAGCAGCAACAGCAGCAACAACAACAACAGCAGCAGCAGCAGACGCAACAACAAGUGCAACAGCAGCAGCAGCAGCAGCAGCAACAACAACAACAGCAGCAGCAGCAGCAACAGCAGCAGCAAGUUCAACAGCAGCAGCAGCAACAACAACAGCAGCAGCAACAACAACAACAGACGCAACAGCAGGACCACUCGCCCCAACAACAAUUAACCCCCCACGAGGUGGAUCGCGCGGAUUGUUUCCCCGGGGCGGGAGAGCUGCAGCAGUAUCCGCAGCACUACUUCAAGGAUGCCAGGCCGCAUCCGUCGCCGUCGGUGCCACCGCACAUGCUGACCCCGGGUGGUUUCUCCGCGUUACACUAUCUGAAGCAGCCGGGCGUGAUGCUGACGUCCCUCGGGCAGGGGGACGGUGGACCCAGCCUGGACGCGCACCAAUACGCGAGCCCCGGGGCACCGAACAUGGCGACCGGGUUGCCGGACAUAGUCCAGCAGAGCGGCAAGUCUGGGAAAGGGGCGAACAGCGACCUACGUUUGUUCAAGUGUUUGACGUGCGGGAAAGAUUUUAAGCAGAAGUCGACGUUGUUGCAACACGAGCGGAUCCAUACGGACAGUCGGCCAUACGGGUGUCCAGAGUGCGGGAAGCGGUUCAGGCAACAAUCGCAUCUAACGCAGCACCUGCGCAUACACGCGAACGAGAAGCCGUAUGCUUGCGUGUACUGCGAGCGUACGUUCCGGCAGCGUGCCAUCCUCAACCAGCAUCUGCGCAUCCACUCGGGUGAGAAGCCAUACCAAUGUCCGGAGUGCGGAAAACACUUCCGUCAGAAGGCGAUCCUGAAUCAGCACGUCCGCACACACCAAGACGUGAGUCCGCAUCUAAUCUUCAAGAAUGGGAUGACUCCGACACUCUGGCCCCAGGACGUUCCGUUUCCGCAGGAGGAGGGGAAGGAGGAGGUGGGAUCGACGUUCGGCGACACGGACACGCAGUCGGGCGCGUUCAGCCCGGCGCCGGACGCGAAUUCGAUCCAGUAUCCCGCCUACUUCAAGGACCCGAAGGGCGGGAAUCACGCGGUUUUCGGCGCGGGUGGCACGGGUAGCUUCGGCGCUCUCCAAUACAUCAAGCAACAAGGCGGUAGCAAGAGCUGUUUGCCGGACGUGAUACAGCACGGCCGCUCCGCGGGUAUGCCGUUGUACGUUCGGUGUCCGAUCUGUCAGAAGGAGUUCAAGCAAAAGUCGACGUUGCUGCAGCACGGGUGCAUACACAUCGAGUCGAGACCGUAUCCCUGCCCCGAGUGCGGCAAGAGGUUCAGGCAACAGUCCCACUUGACCCAACACCUUCGCAUCCACACGAACGAAAAGCCGUACGGGUGCGUGUACUGCGGCCGUAAUUUCCGCCAGCGCACCAUCUUGAAUCAACAUUUGCGCAUCCACACGGGGGAGAAGCCGUACAAGUGUCAACAGUGCGGCAAGGAUUUCCGUCAGAAGGCGAUACUGGACCAGCACACGCGCACCCACCAGGGUGAUCGGCCGUUCUGCUGCCCGAUGCCCAACUGCAGGCGGCGUUUCGCAACCGAGCCCGAGGUCAAGAAGCACAUCGACAACCACAUGAAUCCGCACGCGGCCAAGGUGCGCAGGAACUCGAGCAGCGACUCGAAACCGCCUGGCACGCCGGCCGGCCUGGGCCCCGUCCCCGUCCCCAGAGGGUUGACGCCGACCGUGGUCAAGCCGGAGCUCUACUUCCCCCAAUGUUACGCGCCCGCGUUUAAUCACCAACCCCCGGUGUCGACGGCGCAGUUCCCGGCCCAGGCGAACGGGGUGUCCGUCGCCGGCGAAUUCAAACCACCGACCGGCCUGCCGCCGCAGUGACUAACCGUCCAUCCUGCCGCCUACUAGCAAGCAGGAAUACCGCUGAGAUUUCAGCGAUGCUUCGGUCACGCGUUACAGAGCGACGCCGCCGCAGCCGCAGCCGCCGCAGCAGCAGCAGCAGCAGUAACAGCCGCAACGACGUCGUCCAGUGUCGCGACGCACCGAUGCACCCAGCCGAUCCAGCAACACUACCCGUGACAUUUAUCGUGCAUUUACUAGCCUCUUUCUUUUCGUUUCAAGGUUCGCUUCGUUUCCUCGU